AUGCAGAGGAAGCCAAAAGAGAACCAGAAACAAACCAAGAAGUCGGGAAAGUCCAAGAAGAAGAAGAAGAAGAAGAUGAAGAAGGAUGAAAACAAUAAGGAGUCGGCUGUGCAGGACAACUUGCUGAUUCUAAAUCCAAGAGCACCGAAGAUAAUGCGAACCUACGCAAGUAGUAGUAGUAGCAGUGAUGAUGGAAGUGAUGAUGACCUCCCGAUGACUGGUAUGGUGCUGAAAGAAGAUCACGUGAACAGGCCGAACUCGUGGAUGUUGGACUGCGGUAGUGCGACGCACGUCUGUGUGGAUCGAGACCUGUAUUCGAGUGUGAAGAAGUCUAAGGCUGUAUUCAAAGUCUGGACUGGAGAACUAACCAAGGGCGUGAUGUGCAGCUCUGUUACGUUGUGUGUUCCGGAUGAAAAUGUGAGUGGCAAGUCGUGCGAAGUUGAACUGAAAGAGUUCAGUUCUCUCCGGCUGGAACAGUGA
Messenger RNA from Phytophthora nicotianae INRA-310, 480 nucleotides. RefSeq lists its product as hypothetical. The transcript has a single exon. NCBI's taxonomy places the organism in Eukaryota, Oomycota, Peronosporomycetes, Peronosporales, Peronosporaceae. The coding region runs from base 1 to 480 and encodes 159 amino acids. The record is from RefSeq and is a predicted model, not a curated record.